Molecule: messenger RNA, 3353 nt
Organism: Sphaerulina musiva SO2202
Lineage: Eukaryota; Fungi; Ascomycota; Dothideomycetes; Mycosphaerellales; Mycosphaerellaceae
Product: Pyridoxal_deC-domain-containing protein
Exons: 1
Coding region: 65-1672 (535 amino acids)
Biological process (GO): amino acid metabolic process
Molecular function (GO): pyridoxal phosphate binding; carboxy-lyase activity
Source: RefSeq, a predicted model, not a curated record
CAAUGGCGUCGACGCCACGACAAGCUCAAGCACGCUGGAUCAUCGCACAGUGCCACCAUUGGGCAUGACGGGCAAGCAAUUCCUCGAAGCAGCGACAUCAUCGUUGGACGAGAUUGAAAAGUAUUACUCCAACAUUGUAGACCGACCCGUGCUCCCGAGUAUAGCGCCUGGCUAUCUCCCUCAGCUUCUUCCCAAUAUGGCCCCCGAGGUGGGAGAAGAAUGGAGCGAAAUCCAGAAAGACAUUGAACGCACCAUCAUGCCUGGUCUCACUCACUGGCAACAUCCCAAAUUUAUGGCCUAUUUUUGCUCGAGUUCGACAUAUCCUGCUAUGUUGGGUGAGUUGUGGAGUGCUGCGUUGACUGCGCCAGCGUUUAAUUGGAUCUGUUCUCCUGCCAUUACGGAGUUGGAAACCGUGGUGAUGGAUUGGGCGGCCAAGAUCCUAGCAUUGCCUGAGGGGUUUCUAUCGAGUGGCAAGGGAGGUGGUGUGAUUCAAGGGUCUGCCUCAGAGGCGAUUGUGACGACGAUGGUGGCUGCAAGGGAACGAUGGGUGCGAAGGCAGAUUGCACGAGAAGGAUUGACAGAUGAAGAAGCAAUCGAGGACCGUUCCUGCGAGCUGCGAGGAGAGCUUGUGGCACUGGCUUCGGAUCAAACUCAUUCAUCUUCGCAAAAGGCGGCAACGAUUGCUGGGACCAGGUUUCGAAGUAUCAAAACGCGGCACCGAGAUGCUUACGCUCUGAAAGGGGACGACCUGCGAAGCAAAAUCGAGGAACUGCAAGCCAAAGGGCUUCACCCUUACUAUCUGACGGUAUCGAUCGGAGCAACAAGUGUCUGUGCCGUCGACGAUUUCGAGGCCAUCGCCGAAGUUGCUCGCGACUAUCCCGACAUAUGGAUUCACUGCGAUGCCGCCUACGCGGGAGCUGCCCUAGUCUUACCGGAAUACCAGUAUCUCUCCAAACAAAUGACCCUGGUCGACUCCUUCAACUUCAACAUGCACAAAUGGCUCCUCACCAACUUCGACGCCUCAUGUCUCUACAUCCAGAACCGUAGAGAUCUCACCGACGCCCUCAGCAUUACCCCCUCAUAUCUCAAAAACGAGUAUACAGACAGCGGCCUCGUGACCGACUACCGCGACUGGCAAAUCCCCCUCGGCCGUCGAUUCCGAGCCCUCAAAAUCUGGUUCGUUCUUCGCACGUGGGGUGUCAAAGGCCUGCAAGAACACAUCCAACAUCAUAUCAAUCUCGGGAAUUUGUUCGCAGAUCUCGUGCGUUCCAGACCAGACCUCUUUAGUAUUCUCGCCCCGCCACGUUUCGCUCUCACAGUCAUUACCAUCAAUCCACACAUGUGGCACAAUCUCAAACUAUCGCAAUCUGCAUCCGCAUCACGACCAGAGGAGCAAGAAGAAGACCCAGUCAAGAUCAACCUUUCCGCCGAUCCAUCACCAAAGGCCAAUGACGACGAUCCCAUGUUAAAAGCCGCAAAUGAUGUGACCAAGGAGGUGUUCGAACUCAUCGAUGGACGCAAGGAGUGGUUCUUGACAUCGAGCGUGGUAGGAGGUGUCUAUGCCAUUCGCAUCGUGUCGGCGAAUCCGCUUGCAGAGGAAAAGUAUGUGCGACAGGUAUUUGAAGAGCUGGUCAAGACUACUGAGGAGGUUUUGUCAAAGUAUUCAACUUGAAGGGAAAAACAAAGACUUAGAGGGAAAAAACAGAACAAAAUUUCGAGCUGCUAUUUGUUACUUCUUUACGUCCUGCUACAAACGACUCAUCGUCGGCAUCCUGCUAGGUAAACUUUCAGAGCUUCGUUUCGCCUUCAGAUCGCUUCGUCGUUCGUCCAGGUGGCGGCCCAACAUUCUUCCUCCACAAAUCGUUAAUCUCGACCCUCUGCUUUCUCGAGAACUGCUCCCACCGUUGUCUCCGAUCCUUCUCGUCAGCUUUCCACCUCGCCAAUUCUGCAUGGACAAACGUUGCACACAAUUCUGCGGCUUCCGCUGGCCUCUCCAAUGGCACGAGGUGGCCACAAUCUAGAACGGCACUUUGCACUUUUCCUUUGACCCGGCCACCACUUCCACCUGGCGCAGUCCCUGUGAUGGCUAACUUGUCUUCGAUAGCUUCUGCGGAGGAGACUUCAGACUUGGCACCGAAAAUGAACAAGGUACUUGGACGAAGCUCUGGUAGUCGACGAUACAGCCAUUUACUUUCAUGUCGUGCGAAGGUUGCUUCAGGUAUGAUGUCCUCGGGAUGAAAGUCUCGAUAGACUUCGUCAGGGCUCAGAAGCAUACGAUCGUCAUGAUAUAUUGGCCGGAUGUAAUUGAAGAGUUCCUGGCUUUUCGUAGUCUGCAGUGUGACUGGUGUAUCUGAUCCACUAUCUGCUGGAAUGUCAGGGUACAGCUCUGUCGGAAGUUCACGCAGUCCAUAUUCGAUGUACUUGUCCAAAACGCGUGAGUCCCAGGCUUGCAAAGCUCUGCUUGAUCUCAGCUUCUCCGCAGCUGCUUGACGGGAAGGCCAGAGGUCGCGUCGAUAUGUGGAAGCUUGAGCCCAUUGUUGGUCGCCGUGCACAAGUUGUAUGACCGGAUCCAUGAUCACCAGGGCAUCCAGCAAUCGUGGGUGGAGAAGGGCCAAAUGUGUGAGAUGUGAAGCGCCCAUACUGUGGCCAAUGCCUAUAAUUGGGCGAGGAAUGUCACUUUGGAACUGGUUGAUCAGGAAGAGCAGAUCUCGUCCGUGAUCCAGCCAGCUUGGGUCAGGUCCUAGUAUAGCUUCGUUCAAUACACCACUGUGGCCAGUGUUCACUGGAUCGGCCACCCAUAUCGCGCGAAUGUUGCGACCUUUGGAGUCCAGUCGCAGUAGUAGAUCGUCCCAUAGUGGUUCUUGGAUCUCCUUGGGAUAGGCAUUCGCUACGGCGCCGAUGAUAGUCACGUCUCCAGGUCUGGGCGUAGGGUUGUUUCUCGGUAUAUACUGUUUCACAUGCAGCCGUAAGUCGUUUUCACGUCCCAGCUCCGCGCCUGCAUAUCGGUCUCGAGUAUGCUGGGCCGGCACAAUGUGUUCGAUGAUGCGGAAGCGUGACAUGUAGCGAGAGAAGAGGGAGAUAUGACGAAGGGACAGGGACUUCUUAGCCUGAUGACACAGCAUGAGAUUCUGGCGUGGACGGUAUUGAAGCAAUGCUGCGGGUAGUAGCAACUAGUAGGAGGUAAGUGAAUUGAACAUGGCUCAACUCAACUUCCUCGGCAAUGAAAACACCCGCUUCUGCUUCUGCUGCGGGUUAUGACUAUAGACUCAGCAGAGGAUGAUGAAGCUGUAGGAGGACCAUUCUUUCCAAGGCCAUGUUCAUUGACUGAUUAGUGAUCGUUGUGAUGUGUGCCA